ACUGAAGCUCCUCUCGCUCUCCGGACAUUACCUAGGAGGUGGUCGGCGGGCAUUUUAGACCUUUGCCGUACAGGGAGAGCAGGGAGCUGUCAACGGGCCAAAAUGGGUAUCUCCCGUGAUUCUAUGCACAAGAGGCGUGCCACUGGAGGCAAGAAGAAAGCCUGGAGGAAGAAGAGAAAGUAUGAGCUCGGAAGGCAACCUGCCAACACAAAGCUGUCAAGCAACAAGACGGUGAGAAGGAUCAGAGUCCGAGGAGGUAAUGUGAAGUGGCGCGCUCUGAGGCUCGACACCGGUAACUACUCCUGGGGGAGCGAGGCGGUUACCCGCAAGACGAGAAUUCUCGAUGUGGUGUACAAUGCUUCGAACAAUGAGUUGGUCCGUACUCAGACCCUGGUGAAGAGUGCCAUUGUUCAGGUUGAUGCUGCUCCCUUCAAGCAGUGGUAUCUCCAGCACUAUGGCGUCGAUAUUGGUCGUAAGAAGAAGGCUCAAGCUGCUGCCAAGAAAGAAGGAGAGGAGGGCGAAGCUCAAACUGAGGAGGUGAAGAAGAGCAACCAUGUCCAGAGGAAACUGGCGAAACGUCAAGAGAAGCGACAGUUGGACCCACACAUCGAAGAGCAGUUUGGAAGCGGCCGUUUGUUUGCAUGCAUCUCAUCCCGACCCGGUCAAUGUGGUCGUGCAGAUGGAUAUAUAUUGGAGGGCAAGGAGCUGGAGUUCUACAUGAAGAAGUUACAGAGGAAGAAGGGCAAGGGAGCAGGAGCUGCCUAAAUUUUUGUUACUUGAAAAUCAUUAUUAGACCUUUUCUGUGUCUUUUGUAGUUUCUACUACUUCCCGAUGAUACUCUGGUUGAGCUGAGAUGAGGCAGGCAGUAUAUCUCGAGUUGUGUUUGCGAAUUUGAUUAUUGUCAUAUCUAUAGUACUUCUUGUUGUAUCAAAUAGAAUGAACUUGCAGCCUCUCUCAUUCGUAAAUCCUGUGUUCAGCAAUAUCUGUUUUCAAUUCUAUGGUGCCCAGUACUUGCAACCU
Molecule: messenger RNA, 1020 nt
Organism: Punica granatum (pomegranate)
Lineage: Eukaryota; Viridiplantae; Streptophyta; Magnoliopsida; Myrtales; Lythraceae
Source: RefSeq, a predicted model, not a curated record